AUGGAUAGUUCCAAGUUCCUUAAAAGGCCGCUAGCAUCAGAGGAUGUCCCUGACCCUGAUGCUAUAAGUAGCUACUUGAAGCACUCUUACAAGAAACAAAAGAUUCCAGAUGUUCCAAGAUCGUUAAAGCAAUCUGAAUCUGCUCCGAUUUUACAUUCGGUUCCUCCAAGUAUGAUUCCAAUUAUCCGCCCUCCACUUCAUUCUGAAGAUUUUUUUACCGACUUAACAACUGAGCUUGAUGAUAUGAAAGUCACCGAACAAGUGGAAGGUAUGUUGAGAAAAUUUCCUCCCCCCAUUCCACCUUAUUUACCAGAUCUGGUAGCUUCGUCUAAAGGGGGAAUAAUGAUUCCUUUUAUAUACCCACCCCCUCCAAUAAUAGAUCCGCUGGCCUUGCCAUAUUCUAAAGAACAAGCUUUACCGAACAGAGGUAAGAAAAAGAAUUUGAGGGGUUCCCCUAAGAGGACGGAUUCUUCGCCUCUAUCUGAACAGGCUUACGUUCAACUACCCCCAUUACCCUUUCCUCCUCCGAACUACAUGCCAUAUCCUUUGAUAUCUGAUGAAUCAACGUUAACGCCUGGGGAUGUCUUCGCGUCCUUCUUGGAAGCGCUGGAAGUUUUGCCGAGAACUGACAUGGUUCUUGCGAGUGCUGCAGGAUCAUUACUUGAUAUACGAUCCCAGGCGAGGGAAGAGAGAUUUUCGAUUCGGGACUUUGAAGACAAAAGGUCACAAAUAGCUAAAAAAAGAAACUUUGAAACUUCUGGUCCUUACAGUGGUGAAGAUGAUGACCUUUCAUCUUCAGCUUUAUCGUCGGAACAAGAAAAAGAAAACUUUGAGUAUGAUAUUUUUGCGAGUAAUGUGGAUAGAGAUGAUGCCUUCGACAACUAUCAGAAAAAUGAAAAGCAUAUUCUGACUCCUAAGUUUGAGCUCAGAAAGAUUCCGCCUUCAUACAUGGAUGUUCAACAAACGUUGAGUAAUAUCAAGGGAGUGAAGAACUCUAAGCUGAAAAAGGAGUACAUUGUAGAUGAUGAGUUUGAUGGUGACUUGAAUCAUCGUACCCAGUCGAUUGACUUGGAUCUGUUGGUUCCACCAAGCUCAAAAGAUGUAGUCUCGGCUAAUGGAAGUAACAAAGAAAAGAGAAGAAUGAGGCUAUUGGGUUACUAUGAAUCUUUGGAGAACUUGUCUUACGAAAAGCGAUAUGAGACAUAUAUCUCUAGAAAGGCCGAAUUGCUCCAAAAGUUGAAGAAUCUUAAGGACUCUAAAUUAUCGUUUACGAAUUCAGAUAUCAAAGAUGAUGAGUUGAUUCAACGAAAUAAUGAUCUUGAGUUUGUCAGGGAUGAGGAAUUAUUACGUAUGAAACUUUCUCACAACUAUGAGUCCCUCCAAAACUCGCAAGUUUUUUAUCAAAAUUCGAAUAAAAUCUAUAAGAACUUAAAUUCGUUGAUGGUAAACAAGCUACAAAAGCUUAAGAGCUUUUUUGAGUUGCAAAAAAAUUUGUUCAACGAUAUAGUAAAAAACAGUGAGAGUGAAAUAUUUGAUAUUCGUAAUAAAGAGUCGCAAAGGUUAGUGCAAGGUUCUUCUGAAAGUGACUUUAAGUCGAAGAUAAAAGAUGCCAUCAAACGUACUCUUGAAAAUCCUCAAGGAAGUGCCGACUCAGACGCGUUCAACUCACAUCAUCACUUGCAUCAUCCCAAUACAUUGGUUCAUGAUUUUAUGAGCCUAAUAUCGCCAGCAGAAUUUGAAAUUAUAACUGGCGAUGCGCCAACUAACCUUAAGGGUCAUUCUUCCAAAGAUUCUUUCAACUCUAAAACAGCAUCAGCGGGAAUUAAACAUCAAAUUUUUCAAAGCUCAUUGUAUGACCCGCUUACUUCGGGAUCUGAUACAAAUACCUCAGAUGGUGGAAGCUCGACACCUAGCAAAAGGAGAGGGAGAAGAGGUGCUGCGAUCAAUAUUGCAAAUGGCACUGGAAGGAGGGUGUCCGAAGAAGGUGAAAGGUCCAAGCAAUCCGAGGCCGUGUUGCUUGCUAAGAUCAUGAAACAAUUUAGCGGUCCACAGGCGGCUAAGCCUAACGAAUUGUUAAAUGAUUUAGAACUCUUGGGUAUAAACACAAGGUGGCCAGUGCAAAGUUCAAGAUAG
Molecule: messenger RNA, 2133 nt
Organism: Priceomyces carsonii
Lineage: Eukaryota; Fungi; Ascomycota; Pichiomycetes; Serinales; Debaryomycetaceae
Gene: FGR47
Product: Fgr47p
Exons: 1
Coding region: 1-2133 (710 amino acids)
Source: RefSeq, a predicted model, not a curated record